AACGAGCUGUAGCGAAGAGAGGGAAUCCCUUAACCCGGAAAUGGUUCAGAGCGCAAUGCAGAGGAAAUACAGGGUGUUUUCACGGAGCUGUUCAGUCUGAGAGUUAAUAAAGAUGUCUACAACUAAUGAGCUCAGAGUAGUCAUCACCGAGAAGCUGAGCAGCGCGACCAGGGAAGUCCUGGCGGUGGUGGAGAGGAGCGUAGCCGACUAUGAGGAGGAGGCUUCGGGCUUCAGGCAGCAGGUCGACCGCCUGAGGAGGCAGCUGGAGCUCCUGCAGCCUCAGGUCAAACUGCACAGAGGAGGUGUGGAGGCAGCUGAGAGUCCCGGUCUACCGCAGAACCUCUCUAAUGAAGGCGCGGAGCCAACAACAAUCUUCAAACGAAACGAAGAAGUCCUGAAGGAUCCACAGGAUAAAACACCACCAAGCAACAUCAACAGUCUGAGAAGAAUCAUCACCAAGAAGCUGACAACAGCGACCAGAGAAGUCUUAAAGGUGGUGGAGAGGACCGUAGCCGACUAUGAGGAGGCAGCUUUGGGCUUCAGACAGGAGAUCAGCCACCAGAAGAGGCAGCUGGAGCUCCUGCAGCCUCAGGUCAAGGACCAAAGGAGAGAUCUGCAGAGCCAUGAGGUGGUGGUUGUUGGUGAGGAAGAAGAGGAGCAGCAGCAGCUCACACGGCACACGGGUGUGGAUGGAUCUGAGACACACUGUCUGCCACUGAAUGAUGAAGAUGAUGGUGAUGAUGAUAAACAGCCGACAAAAGCAUCCAGACUGAAACAAGAAUACCUGACAGACCCAGACUAUGAAGUACCAUCAAGGUCGGUUCCCUGCAGAGUUCGGUCUGGAGGUAAAAGGUCCGGCAGAACUCGGAUCAGUGACACACCGAACCAUUUGACUCUCAGAAUCCGAAUUCUAGAGGACUCUGAGACCAAGGUCCUCUCUAAGGCUGUGUUUCAGAAAAGUUCGGUCUCGGUUCUGGAGUGUCCUCGUGGCCUGCAGGAGUUAGACUUCAUGGACCUGCUGAGGUCCACCUUCCCUCAGCUGGCUGCUGGUCAACCUUUUGAUAUCUUCAUAGCUGCUAAGAACAGACAGCUGCAGCCUCUGUCGGUGAAGACUCUGACUCCAGAGGAGAUCUGCUCCAACCACAGGUCCAACGGAAACCCGACCCUCUACAUCCGUCUGGGGAAAAGAGAGGACCCUCCUGCAGCCGACCCUGGGGUCAUGAAGAGCAAUGAAACCAGCCUUCAUGAAGGCCCUAUCCAUAUAAGUAUGGACCACACAGAGAUGGGCGAAAAUGGCGUAGACCCAGGGAAUGAUGCUGAAGAUGACAACUGGAACCCUGAUCCUGAACCUCAGACCGCCAAAAGAACAAGGAAAACGAAGGAGAAAAGUGUGUUGAGAAGGACUGGGGAGAGUAAAAUGUCAUGUAAAGUGUGUGGAGCCUGGUACAGACAGCUGGGGAGUUUGAUCAGCCACGUCUGGAAUCACAUCAGCGACCCUCAGGGUGUCUGUGGCGCUUGUGGGGAGAAGUUUGAGAAUGUGGAUGAGUUAAAGGAGCAUCUUCGAAAUCACCAAAAAGUCCACAGCUGUCAACACUGUGGGAAAACGUUUGUCUCCAUCCAGAGUCUCAACCUUCACGUUGCAAAGCACACUGGGGAGAGUCAGUUUAAAUGCAGCGUUUGCAGUAAAACCUUCACAAACAUGGCUUCCCUAAAUUAUCACCAAUGGCUCCAUGUGGAGGAUAAACCACACAAGUGUGACAUUUGCCUUAAAACAUUUGGCUUGGAAUCGCAUCUGUUAUCCCAUAAAAAGCUGCACACAAACAAGGAAAAACAUGUCUGCGACGUCUGCAACAGGUCUUUCCGCCUUCGCCGAGCUAUGACCCAGCACAGGCUGACCCACUCUGAAGAUAAGCAGUACGCCUGUGAGAUCUGCGGGAAGCGCUUCAAACUCGAGGGUUCGUUGAAGGUGCACAACAAGACCCACAUGGAGAGGGAUCGAACCUUCCUCUGCCACAUCUGCUGCAGGACGUUUCUCUGGAAAGGAACGCUGAUGGCUCACCUCAGGACCCACAGCAACGUGAGGCCGUUUGUCUGCGCCAUCUGCAGCAAGGCCUUCUGGGUCAAAUGUGACUUGAAGAAACACAUGAGGAUUCACUCCGACGAUGCUCCAUACGAGUGCCCGGAGUGCGGCCGCCGUUUCAAACAGAAGGCCAACCUGGACAGCCACAUCAAGAUCCACCGAGGCAUCAAAAUGUUCGUCUGCCCAGUCUGCGGGAAAGAGUGCUCCCGACGGGAACACCUGAAGGUCCACAUGAGAACCCACAAUGGAGACAAGCCCUACAAGUGUACCGUCUGUGACAGAGCCUUCACCCAGAGCCACUGUCUGAAAACACAUAUGAAGAGUCACCAAACAGAGGAAAACCCUGUCCAAGAUCCACCUCAGAGCCACCAGAUGGAUGAAAACCCUGUCCUGAAUCAAUUUCAGAGCCACCAGAUGGAGGAAGACCAUGUCCUGGAUCCACCUCAGAGCCACCAGAUGGAUGAAAACCCUGUCCUGAAUCCAUUUCAGAGCCACCAGAUGGAGGAAGACCAUGUCCUGGAUCCAUCUCAGAGCCACCAGAUGGAUGAAAACCCUGUCCUAGAUCCAUCUCAGAGCCACCAGAUGGAUGAAAACCCUGUCCUAGAUCCAUCUCAGAGCCACCGGAUGGAUGAAAACCCUGUCCUAGAUCCAUCUCAGAGCCACCGGAUGGAUGAAAACCCUGUCCUGAAUCAAUUUCAGAGCCACCAGAUGGAGGAAGACCAUGUCCUGGAUCCAUCUCAGAGCCACCAGAUGGAGGAAGACCCUGUCCCUGAUUCAUCAGAAGCCUGAACGAUGGUGUUCAAAGACAGAAAAACAGGGACAGACUUUACUAAAAUUGAUGAGUAUAUAUUAAUACAAUUCAUAUAUAAAACUCAGAUUUGUUGGUUAACUUGUAAUGUCAAAUUAGAUAGAAGAAAUAAAACAGUUAAACAUUA
Girardinichthys multiradiatus is the source of this 3015-nucleotide messenger RNA. RefSeq names its product zinc finger protein 319-like. Gene Ontology annotation, biological process: regulation of transcription by RNA polymerase II. The coding region runs from base 113 to 2869 and encodes 918 amino acids. Gene Ontology annotation, molecular function: RNA polymerase II cis-regulatory region sequence-specific DNA binding; DNA-binding transcription factor activity. The record is from RefSeq and is a predicted model, not a curated record. The transcript is spliced from 9 exons. NCBI's taxonomy places the organism in Eukaryota, Metazoa, Chordata, Actinopteri, Cyprinodontiformes, Goodeidae.